AGCAAGAUGGCCGCGCAGCCGUUGUGUGCUUAGUCACCUGACUCCAGAAGCGGAAGUCUCGUCUUGAGGGUGUAGUAUCAUGGCGACUCUCAAUUCUCGUCACCUGACGCCGGAAGAGGAAGUAUUCACACAGAGCUGGCAGUGAGUUUGUUUUGGUAUCCGCUGGAAUAUGGGUUGCGACGGGGGAACGAUUCCAAAGCGGCACGAGCUUGUAAAGGGGCCCAAGAAGGUGGAAAAGGUUGAUAAAAACGCAGAGUUGGUGGCCCGCUGGUUCUACUGCACAUUAAGUCAGGAGAGACUCAUUAAGCCAAUUGUGGCCUGUGAACUGGGCAGGCUGUACAACAAGGAUGCAGUGAUUGAGUUCUUACUGGACAAGUCACCUGACAAACCCCACGCCGACUCAGCUGCACAUAUUAAGGGCAUCAAGAGUAUCAUCGAACUGAACCUGAGCGAUAAUCCCGCAUGGACAGGGCGAAAAGGGAACACAAAAGGCGAUACAUACGAUGACCAGUGUGCUCAGUUUAUCUGCCCAGUGGUGGGCCUGGAAAUGAAUGGCAAACACAGGUUUUGUGUACUGCGGAAAUGUGGCUGCGUGUUCUCUGAGCGGGCGCUGAAAGAAAUCAAAACAGAUGUGUGCCACAAGUGCGGAGCCGGCUUUCAGGAAACUGAUCUGAUUUUGUUAAACGGCGACAAGGAAGAAGUGGAGGAACUGAGGAAAAAAAUGGAAGAACGAAGACUGAAGGCUAAAUCUGAAAAGAAAGGAAAAAAAACCAAAGCAGUUGAGUCUGUUUCAAGGUCUGAUCAAGGAGAAGAAUCUCCAGGAUCAUCGCAGAAGGAGAAAGAAGAUGCAAACAUUCCCAGAGACAAGAUCCAUUUUGUUUCCAGUGCCAAAACACAAGCAGAUUCACACUCAUCCUCGUCUGAUGCAGCCACCAAAUCUUCUACAUCCUCCUGCAGCAAAAGACCUGCUUCAAGCAGCGAGAGGAAGUCCGAGGCCUAUAAAUCCAUCUUCACAUCCCACAGCUCCGCUAAACGCUCAAAGGACCAGUCGUCCAACUGGAUCACCCACACUGCUUACUACUUCUAAGGCUCCUGUUCUGGAACGUAAAAUGUGGGUGCAGCUUGAGUGCGUCCUGAUUAACCUUUAACAAUUCUCAUCCAUUUGUAACCAUUUAAAAGACGUAAUACAAGUCCAAAGUCUACAAGUUAGACCUGUUAUCAGCCGCUGUCUUCGAUCAGUCACUGGUUUGGCAUCAGGUUUUUAACUUGUGGACUUUGGACUCAUUUUACAUUUGUUAUAAAGGGAUUGUUGGGAGGUUUAAAGGGCAAAAGACAUGAUUGCCCCCUGCAUUCUACAUUACAGCCUCAUUUGGACGUAGAGUCUGAAUAUAAGGAUCCUGAAAGCUUUGUUGUAUUUUUUAUUUUUUAACUGUCAAGAGGGGGUGGGGCAGCCCCAUAUAAACUGUUAUUUCCACAUGUUGAUAUUCUGUUGUAGUGGAGAAUAUCCCGGCCAUACAUUUCUCUUAAUAAAAUGGCUAAUAAAAAUA
Molecule: messenger RNA, 1547 nt
Organism: Xenopus laevis (African clawed frog)
Lineage: Eukaryota; Metazoa; Chordata; Amphibia; Anura; Pipidae
Gene: rtf2.S
Product: replication termination factor 2 S homeolog
Exons: 9
Coding region: 170-1087 (305 amino acids)
Biological process (GO): DNA replication termination
Cellular component (GO): nucleus
Source: RefSeq, a predicted model, not a curated record